Molecule: messenger RNA, 2025 nt
Organism: Erigeron canadensis
Lineage: Eukaryota; Viridiplantae; Streptophyta; Magnoliopsida; Asterales; Asteraceae
Product: apoptosis inhibitor 5-like protein API5
Exons: 16
Coding region: 102-1745 (547 amino acids)
Biological process (GO): regulation of programmed cell death
Cellular component (GO): nucleus
Molecular function (GO): mRNA binding
Source: RefSeq, a predicted model, not a curated record
UAACAUUUCAAUAUUCAUAAGUAUCUUUUUAAUUUUAUUAAUAAUAGUAAUAAUUUACAAAAGCUUUAAAGAGUGAUUAAUAAUAGUUAAUUGAAAUAGAAAUGGCGGAAGCUUCAAAUGACGCGAAAGACAUUGAAAAGCUUUAUGUUUUUGGUGAACGUCUCAGCGAAGCCAAAGAUAAAUCUCAGAAUGUGGAAGAUUACAAGAGUAUAAUUGAAGCUGCUAGAAGUUCAAGUGUAAAAGCUAGACAAUUAGCUGCUCAAUUGAUUCCUAGAUUUUUCAAGUUCUUUCCGAGUUUAUCCGGUACGGUCACCGAUGCUCAUUUCGAUUUAUGUGAAGCCGAAGAUCUCGGGAUACGGGUGCAAGCAAUUCGUGGACUCCCUCUUUUCUGCAAGGAUACACCAGAGCAUAUUUCUAAGAUCGUUGACAUUCUUGUACAACUUCUCAUUGCUGAAGAAAAUGUGGAGCGUGAUGCUGUGCAUAAAGCUCUUCUGUCUUUAUUGAGACAAGAUGUGAAAGCAUCCUUGACGGCGUUAUUUAAGCACAUUGAGAGUGUUGAUGAGCCGGUUACAGAUGAUAAUCUUCGUGAGAGGACCCUGAUCUUUAUUAGGGACAAGGUGUUUCCUUUAAAAUCUGAGCUCUUGAAGCCACAGGAGCAGAUGGAAAGGCAUAUAACUGAUUUAGUUAAAAAGAGUUUACAAGAUGUCACUGGAGCAGAAUUUAAGAUGUUUAUGGAUUUUUUAAAAAGUUUGAGCAUAUUUGGAGAGAAAGCUCCUACUGCGCGUGUCCAAGAACUUGUUGAAAUUAUUGAAGGCCAAGCUGAUCUGGAUGCACAAUUCAGUGUCGAAGACGGGGAUCAUGUUGAUAGAUUGAUAUCAUGCCUAUAUAUGGCUCUUCCAUUCUUUAUAAGGGGUGCUUCAAGUAGCAAGUUUCUCAAUUAUCUAAAUAAGCACAUUCUCCCUGUUUUUGAUAAGCUUCCUGAAGAACGAAAAGUAGACUUGCUCAAGAACCUUGCAGAGAGCUCACCCUAUGCAGCACCACAAGAUUCGAGGCAGAUCCUUCCUUCUGUUGUUCAACUCUUGAAGAAGUACAUGCCUCGAAGGAAAACAGGAGAAGAGAUGAACUUCACAUAUGUGGAGUGUAUGCUGUACACAUUUCACCAUUUAGCGAACAAGGCUCCAAAUGCCACCAAUAGUUUAUGCGGUUAUAAAAUAGUGACCGGGCAACCAUCAGACAGGCUUGGUGAGGACUUCACAGAGCUCUACAAAGAUUUCACAGAGAGGUUGAGCUGUGUUGAAGACCUUACCAAAGCUACAAUGAAGAAAUUAACUCAAGGAAUGGGUCAGCCAAAUAAGACAACUGGUACCUCUAUAUCUGAUGAAGAAAAGGCUAAAAUUAAAAUGCAAAAGCAGAAUGCCGCAACAGGGUUGCGUAUCUGCAACAAUAUCUUGGCAAUGACACAGCCAUUGCAUUCAAAAGCGCCUUCGUUUAUUGGAGAUAAAAGAAUUAACCUAUCCUGGAAUGAAGCAGUUAAAACUGUAGCUCCAGCAAACACACCCGGAGGGAAACGACCUGCCAACUCCCUGAAUGGUUCAGGCAACCAAGCAAACAAAAGAAGCCGUGGAGGUGGCAACCAGCUUGUUGAUAGGGCAUUUGAAAAUCAAUAUGGUGGGAGAGGUGGCUCUAGGGGAGGACAAGGUAGGGGAUGGGGUAGACGUGGUCGUGGAAGAGGAUAUUAUCGUUAACUCUCAUUUCCUAAAUCAGAGAUCGGUGGUGGGGUGGGCUGCAAUGGAGAUUAUUAGACGAACUUUGAGCCCAACUAAAUUGCGGGAGUUAAGCUAGAUUUAUACACUUGAAUUUGACACUUUAGAUGUUUUGAUUUUGAGUUUUAAUUUUUUUUUCUUAUUUCAAGUACUUCCGUUAAUUACUGACCAGGCCUCCAUUAGAGAUGAUUACUGGAUAUGUAGCGAGAUCCUUGAAUCUUAAAUUCUUAAUGUAUAUUAUUUUUGUACUUGUUUUUUAUAA